This is a messenger RNA of Phalaenopsis equestris, 1301 nucleotides long. RefSeq names its product nudix hydrolase 14, chloroplastic. The record is from RefSeq and is a predicted model, not a curated record. The transcript is spliced from 7 exons. Gene Ontology annotation, biological process: nucleoside phosphate metabolic process; ribose phosphate metabolic process. NCBI's taxonomy places the organism in Eukaryota, Viridiplantae, Streptophyta, Magnoliopsida, Asparagales, Orchidaceae. Gene Ontology annotation, molecular function: ADP-glucose pyrophosphatase activity; ADP-ribose pyrophosphatase activity. The coding region runs from base 178 to 1158 and encodes 326 amino acids.
CAUUGCUACUUCUUCGAACAAGCUAUCCCUGGAUGCUAAAUCUUAACGAAGGAGCUAUGAUGGUGGAUGGAGCCGUGCGUAGCUUUCUGAAAGUUGUGUUCAUUACAGAUGGGCCGCAAAACAGGCUCGUUCCCUAAAAGCACAUUCAGGUCUUAAUGUAACAAACUCUGGUUAGCCAUGACUUCCUUGACAGCCCGCGCGCCACUGCUUCUUGACUCCAUCGUCUCUCUACGCCGUCAAACCCACCGCGACCUCCACCAUUUCCUUCCGUGUCCGUGGAGAAGCGGUAUCACAGCUGCGAAGAACCUUUGUUGCCGUUGCCGAAUCCAUUUUAGUUAUCGAAUGGCGUCCGGCAGCACGCAAUCUCCUGCUACGCCGAAGCAGACCAUGACAUUGCCGAACGGAAACCUCUUUGAGAUUUUUGCUGGUCCAGCCCUUUCAGAAUUUGAGUUCAGAAGCGCCAUAGAGUCGCCUUUGUUCAAACAGUGGCUGAAGAAUAUGCAGGGUGAAAGAGGUCUUCUAGCGGGCGGACAAAUGCAUCUGCAGCGUGUCGAAGUUCAGGGAAUUGAUAUGUUUCAAGACCGUAUUGGCUUUUUAAAAUUCAAAGCAGAGGUAUAUGACACACAAACGGGGAUGAAGGUUCCAGGAAUUGUUUUUGCGAGAGGGCCAUCUGUUGGCGUGCUGAUUCUUCUUGAGUCUGAAGAGGAUACUUAUGUUGUCCUUACAGAGCAGGCCAGGGUUCCUGUUGGAAAGUUACUUUUGGAGUUACCAGCUGGAAUGCUGGAUGAUGGAGGUGAUGUUGUUGGUACUGCAGUUCGUGAGGUUGAAGAGGAGACUGGUAUAAACCUGAAUGUGCGGGAUAUGGUGAACCUGACAGCAUUUCUUGACACCACAACCAGUUGCAAAGUUUUCCCAUCCCCGGGUGGUUGUGAUGAGGAACUUAAUCUUUUUCUUUACAAAGGCCCAGUCAAGAAGGAAAUUGUUACAGCAUUGCAGGGGAAAGAAAUGGGUCUGCGCAACCACGGUGAACUGAUUAAGGUACAUGUUAUUCCCUACAAUAAGCUUUGGCGAUUGACAGCGGAUGCCAAAGCUCUCAUUGCUGUUGCAUUAUAUGAGAUGGCUAAAAGAGAUGGUCUUCUUUCACAAGCAAAUGUAUAAGGUGGCUUUGCUUUUUCCCUAAGAUUUUCUUUUUUAGAAUUAACUAGUUAAGUAGUUUGUACAAAUAUAUGUGAAUAUCUUAAGGAAGGAUUUUCAAAUUAAAAAGGAAUUGUUGUUAUACAUCUGAUUUAUGUGAUGGUGCA